Lathyrus sativus (Indian pea) is the source of this 1866-nucleotide messenger RNA. NCBI's taxonomy places the organism in Eukaryota, Viridiplantae, Streptophyta, Magnoliopsida, Fabales, Fabaceae. The record is from the annotation of a GenBank genome assembly.
AUGGGGGGUCUUUGUUCUAAGUCUGCUAAAGGUGACAAGAGGGUUGCAAAGAGGGAAGAACAUUGUGGUGAUGAGAAUCUCAAGGAGGGUAGUGAUUUGGUAAGUGUGAAGGAAGAAGAAGGUGCUGUUGUUGCUGAUGGAGUUGGUGGUAGUGAUGAUUUCUAUGAUGGGAUUCCACGAUAUGCUGAUUCUUUUUCACAUAAGUCUAGGUCUGUUAGAUCGAGGCAAGCUGCUGUGGCUAAGGUCUCGGAGGUGGGUUCGCGCCUAGGCAGAGCUGGCACUAUUGGAUUCGGAAAAGCAGUUGAUGUUCUGGACACACUUGGUAGUAGCAUGACAAAUUUAAAUUCUGGUGGCGGUUUUGCAUAUGGAGCUGUAACAAAGGGGAAUGAAGUUGGCAUUUUAGCAUUUGAAGUCGCAAACACUAUUGUCAAGGGUUUUAGUCUCAUGGAAUCUCUUUCGACGAAAAACGUUAAACAUUUGAAAGAAGAGGUGCUUAAGUUAGAGGCUGUGCAAGAUUUAGUGUCAAAGGAUAUGGACGAACUUCUACAAAUCGUUGCUUCAGACAAGAGAGAUGAAUUGAAGGUCUUUUCGGAUGAGGUGAUUCGUUUUGGAAAUCGUUCAAAGGAUCCUCAGUGGCACAACUUGGAUCGAUACUUUGAGAAAAUUAGCAAAGAACUUAAUUCUCAAAGACAAACAAAGGAAGAGGCGGAGUUAUUAAUGCAACAAUUGAUGAAUUUAGUUCAACAUACGGCGGAAUUAUACCACGAGUUACAUGCUUUGGAUAGAUUUGCGCAAGAUUAUCAGCAUAAGCGUGAAGAGGAGGACAAUUCAAGUGCAGCUCAAAGCGGUGACAGUCUUGCAAUCUUGAAGGCAGAACUUAAAAGUCAAAAGAAGCAAGUUAGGCAUUUGAAGAAGAAGUCACUCUGGUCCAGAAGUUUGGAGGAGGUUAUGGAGAAACUUGUAGACAUAGUCCACUUUUUACAUUUGGAGAUAAAUAAAGCCUUUGGCAGUGCAGAUAACCGUAAACCUUUUAUUCAAACCAUCAGCAAUCGUCAAAGAUUAGGUCCUGCGGGCCUCUCUUUGCAUUAUGCCAAUAUAGUGCUCCAAAUGGAUACUCUAGUUGCCAGAUCCGCUUCUAUGCCGGCAAAUACAAGGGAUACAUUAUAUCAGAGCUUGCCUCCUAAUAUCAAAUUAACUCUGCGUUCCAAAUUACCUACAUUUCAUGUUGCAGAAGAGCUCACUGUAGCAGAUAUUAAACAGGAGAUGGAGAAAACAUUGCAUUGGUUGGUUCCAAUUGCUACAAACACGGCAAAAGCUCAUCAUGGUUUUGGUUGGGUUGGGGAAUGGGCAAGCACCGGAUCCGAUCUAAACAAGAAAACAAUGAAGACUGACGUAAUGCGGAUUGAAACAUUUCAUCACGCAGAUAAAGAAAAAGUAGAAAACUAUAUACUUGAACUUCUCUUAUUGCUUCACCGCUUGGCAGUUAAAAGUAAAGCCGGGGGUGAUGUUGGAGAAAUAAAGUCUGCCAUCAAGUCUCGUGUCGGCACUGUCUUACAAAAUACAAAUCAACAAUCGACAAAUGCAGUAUCGCCAUUUCUAACAACUGACGAGCAGAUCAUGCUGAAGGAUGUAAGUAACAAAAUGCGUGUUAGAGGGAUCAGUAAAAGUAAAAGCUUGGACUUUGACAGCGUGAAGACGGUGUCGACCGAUAAUAACAGACUGAUAAAAAGUAGCAGUUACUCAACGACAAGUAGAAGCAAGGAAUUAUCAUAUAACAGAAUUUUCUCUAAGGUUCCUGUGAUUGAUUUUAGUAUUGACAAAAAGAGAGCGUUGGAUGUGAUUGACAGAGUAAAUGUGGCUAGAUAA